Molecule: messenger RNA, 3795 nt
Organism: Ogataea parapolymorpha DL-1
Lineage: Eukaryota; Fungi; Ascomycota; Pichiomycetes; Pichiales; Pichiaceae
Exons: 1
Coding region: 1-3795 (1264 amino acids)
Biological process (GO): protein phosphorylation
Molecular function (GO): ATP binding; protein kinase activity
Source: RefSeq, a predicted model, not a curated record
AUGUCUAACGAAGGGGACAGGCUGCCACGGUUUCUGUACGACCAGAUUCCGAGCGAGAUCACAAACUCGGGCGCCUUGAAUAGCAAAAUCAAGUCAUCCAAAGAUUCCCCGUAUUCUACUGCUAUACCCAGUAAACCUCCGAAGACGCAGAGUCGCACGCCCUCCUCGCUGACCCUCGAUACCUCUGUGAGUCGAGUUGCCGCCGCCAACAUUCCCGUCAAAGUUUCGAAGGACAUACAGUCGCUGGAGGUGCCCAGAACGGACAGCACGUCUGGAAACUCUCCUUUAUAUGGGAAUGUCAAUGAGAAGCUAUCGACCAUUUUAAGUGCGCCUGAGGAGCCUGAUGACAACGAGUUUACAUUCGAGAAGUUACAUCCGGAGCAGUCAUCGCUACGUGUUUCGAGGCGAAUUUCGCGCGGAUUUCACUCCAACACGUCCUCUGUGUCCUGGUCCGUGAAUAAUCCUGAAGAAUGGACUCUGGAGAACGUUGUUUUCUGGUUGGGCAGCAACGGUUUCAACGAGAGCUGGAUCUCUCUGUUCACUUCAGAAAGACUGAUCAAGCAGGAUUUCCUCAAAUUGCAGUCCUACAAUGAGCUCAAGAAGUACGUGCCGUUCUUGGUGGCAGACGAAAAUUCCACGCCUACUCGCUUUAUCCAGCUACUACGAAAAACCCUGGGCAAGAAUUCGGUGUCGAAACUGGAGGUUCCAAGUCCGUCGAUUUCGCUUGUUUCCGGGUCCUCAUUCGACUCUGCCCUGGAAGAUUCUAAUCCCCCAAGCAGGGAGGAGCAGGGCCACCAGACGAUAGGAGACAAACUGCAGCCGGUGGUGUCUGCUCCCACUUUGGCUGCAGACGACCUACAAAACAACGAUAUGUUUUCAGGGGACGAGGGCGAGUCUCAAAGACCGCGGCCAGUGUCGACCAUCGAGCCGUCGACCACUCAGUUAUAUCCCUCGUCGCCGUCGUUCCACUCCAAGGCUUUUUUCAAACGACACCAGAAAAGCAGCUCAUCCGAGUCGUCUUUCCUCUCGCCGGUAUUUGGCAACAAUCCCGCCGGCGUGCCUCCUGCUCCUGCUCCUGCUCCUUCUGCUCAGCAGCUAAACACUCCAGCGGUGGAGUCGUUUCAAAAGAAGCACGAGAGAACAGGCUCCAAGGGCUCUAUUUCCGACUCGAACACGCCGAAGAAUAUCUUCAACAAGUUUUUUGGCAAGUCCAAAGCAGAGUACGCUUUUCCAAAGAAGGAUUCUCCAGUGAGUCCUUCCUCUGCUAACGGUACCUUCAAGAAACCGCUAGACCGCAAAAUCACACACGAAAAGUCUUUCACGGUCUCGAAAAAUAAGCCGAGCGACCCAAAGUUCGAGAAACUCGGACCUGUGGGCAAAAAACCAUCACCGAUUGGAGUCACGAUCCCAGUGGUCACCAAGUCCACUUUACACUCAAAAGAAUCGUUCUCGUCUUCGACGUCGACACUGGCUCCACCUACAAAAAGCUCAUUUGUUCUGGAUCACAAGUUCAGACCUGUCCCGCGCAACAACCGCGAUGUGUUUGUUCUAGCAUCCCGCGACAACGUAACUUUCACGAGGGUCGACGUGAUGAACUGCUCACAUGUUGACGAGUUCAAACGCAGGAUUGCCGACGCAUUGAAUAUCAAGUUUCUUUUCAAAGCAGAAUUUGCACUCACAGGUUUCAACAGUGAUCCAGGACAGCCGCUAGAUGAUGAGACGAUAGACGAGCUUAUGAAACGUAAGUUUUUUGGCGAGACCAUGAAAAUCCUGGUCACUCAGAAGGGUCUUGAACGAUACGCAAGCACACUCUCUGCAUACUCUUCGCACUCGUUGACGAGUGACAACUCGCUAGACCGAAUCAACGAAACUCCCCAGUAUCUGCUUGAGGCAACUAAGAACGGUAGUGUCGACUAUGUGAAUUUUAAGGAGUACAUGCACCAAGAAAACAACAAAGUGGCGUUCGCCGAGCCGAAACGGUCGACAAGCUCAUCUCUCACAAGGGCUCGUUCCAUCACGACCACGUCGAACCCAGACUCUGCCACUUUUAGGGUGAUCCGUCCUGAAAAACGCGAGAUCGACUUCGACAAGAAACGCGAGUCGCCAUUUGUUCGUCGCGACAGUCUCGUGGCUCGCCGCAUAGCUCCUGCUCCGCCUGUCCAGGAGUCGUCACCAAGCUCUGUCACGUCACCGGCCAGCGCAAAAUACAGAAAACCACCUCCUCCGCUACCAGAAACACAAGGCGAGAAAAACACUAUUAUCAGAGCAAAAACUAUAAAGCGCAGUGGAACACAAAAAACUCUCUUUGACCCAUUCAAAGAAAAUACGGUCAGUUUCGAAAAUGCUCCAGAACUUGAGGAGAGCGACGAGACCUCGUCGCUGGACUCAGACGACGGGCUAUUUGCAAAGGCUCCGUCCAAAAACUCAAACCAGAGCCUCAAAAUGCCGACCAACAUCAGUUCUUCGUCCACCGACUCCUUGCUGGAAAUUCGUCCUCCUCCUGAGGUUCUGUAUGACAAUCUGGAAAUUUACUUCCCAAACACUGAUCUUGACAAGCUAAUUAUUGACGAGGUUGUGUCUCCGCCAAUUUCGCCGGUGGCAGAGGAAAAGGUGGCUGCGAAACCGGACUACUCUGGCUAUCUCAAGGCGCCUGAGCCGUCUGGAAAAAUCCACCGUAUGAAGAGCAUCCGUAUUGUCGCCCAGGAGGCAAAGAAAGAGGCCCAGAAAAAGCUCGGAAAUCAUCGUCCCUCCGGCAGCCUACUCAGACGUACAAGCACUAAGAUGUGGGGGCAGAAGGUGGUCGAGGUUACUCCCGGAAACCGUGCUAGCUACGUGAACAAGCUGAAGAACCACAAGGGCCAAUACAAAGAGUUUGCAUGGGUGAAGGGUGAGCUGAUUGGAGUCGGAACAUUUGGAAAAGUGUAUCUUGCAUUGAAUGUCACGACAGGAGAGAUGAUAGCCGUCAAACAGACAGUCAUUUCCAGCAAGUUCAGGUCCAGCAGAGAAACCAAAGAGAUCAUGGACACGUUCCGUGCGGAGGUGGAUUCUCUCAAGGACUUGGACCAUGUGAAUAUUGUGCAAUAUCUGGGUUUCGAAAAGAAAGAUAACGUCUACAGUUUGUUCCUAGAAUAUGUUUCUGGAGGCUCUGUUGGUCAUCUGAUCAGACGCUACGGCCGUUUUUCGGAAGACCUCAUCAAGUUCCUGACUGAGCAGGUGCUGCAGGGGUUGCAAUAUAUCCAUUCGAAGGGGAUUUUGCAUCGUGAUCUGAAGGCAGAUAACUUGUUACUGGAAAUGGACGGUAUUUGCAAAAUCAGUGAUUUCGGUAUCAGCAAGAAGGCCAAAGAUAUUUAUACCAACGAGUCAGCAAUGUCCUUCCAAGGAACCAUUUUCUGGAUGGCCCCAGAGAUCAUAGACAACACACAGCACAAAGGCUACAGUGCCAAGGUGGAUAUCUGGUCCCUGGGAUGUGUGGUGCUGGAAAUGUAUGCGGGGCAGCGGCCCUGGUCCGAUUUCGCUAUUGCAGGUGCCAUCUUUAAACUCGGAAACAAGAGUGCCCCUCCGAUUCCUGAAGAAACACGCAAGAUGAUGAGCGAUACAGGCUCUGCUUUUCUGGACCGGUGUUUUGAGACAGACCCUGAACAACGUCCUACAGCCACUGAACUUCUCAAACAUGAGUUCUGUGAGAAAGACGAAACAUUUGAUUUUGCAGAGACUGAGCUGGCGCGCAAAAUGAAACACGAGGAUACCAAGGAAGAGAAGAAAGCUGAUAUGAUGAUGCAAAGCAAGGCGGUGUAA